ACGAUAAUCAAUCUCGCGUAAGUCCUUGUGCCACGUGGCAUUGCAUUCUCGAUUCUCAUACAGACAAAAGAGAGAGAGAGUGUGUCCGAAAGAGUUACUUUACUGUCUGAAACUGAAACGCUCUAAGCAAAAAUCAUCAAUGUCGACGGAACGAGAAGUAGUCUGUGUCACCGGCGCAAGUGGCUGCAUCGGGUCGUGGCUCGUCCAUCUGCUCCUCCUCCGCGGCUACUCCGUCCACGCCACCGUGAAAAACCUCCAGGAUGAGAAAGAGACCAAACAUCUGGAAGCUCUCGAAGGUGCAGCCACGCGCCUCCAUCUAUUCGAGAUGGAUCUACUGAAGUACGACACUGUUUCCGCCGCCGUCAACGGAUGUGCCGGCGUUUUCCACCUCGCAUCUCCCUGUAUCGUCGACGAAGUCCAAGAUCCAGAGAAGCAACUACUUGAUCCAGCGGUUAAGGGGACAUUAAAUGUACUCACGGCGGCGAAAGAAGCCGGCGUGAAGAGGGUUGUGGUGACGUCUUCCAUAUCGGCGAUAACCCCAAGCCCCAACUGGCCUGCUGAUAAGAUCAAGAACGAGGACUGUUGGGCUGAUGAAGACUUCUGCAAGCAAAAUGGAUUGUGGUACCCACUUUCUAAGACGCUUGCUGAGAAGGCAGCUUGGGAGUUUGCUGAGGAGAAGGGACUAGAUGUGGUUGUGGUGAAUCCAGGAACCGUCAUGGGUCCUGUCAUUCCUCCAUCCAUCAACGCUAGCAUGCUCAUGCUUCAACGCCUCCUUGAAGGGUGUACAGAGACAUACGAGAACUUCUUCAUGGGUUCGGUGCAUUUCAAGGAUGUGGCAUUAGCUCAUAUACUUGUCUACGAGAACCCAUCUGCUAAAGGAAGACACUUGUGCGUUGAGGCCAUCUCUCACUACGGUGAUUUCGUAGCCAAAGUAGCUGAACUCUAUCCCAAUUACAGUGUCCCCAAGUUACCGAGAGAGACUCAACCGGGUUUACUCCGAGCCAAGAACGCAGCAAAGAAGCUGAUGGAAUUGGGGUUAGAGUUCAGUUCCAUGGAGGAUAUCAUCAAGGAUGGUGUGGAGAGUCUUAAAAGCAAAGGAUAUAUAUCUUAAACUCAUUUGCUUGAUCUAGCAGUGAACAAAUUAUGGUGGCAGCAGAAUCAUGUCAUGUUAUAUAAGACUUUGUAAUUUGAAUAAGCUGCACAUUGUUGUAUGUAAUAUACAAGAUCCAACUAUUAUUUAUUCCCUGUGAA
Molecule: messenger RNA, 1251 nt
Organism: Brassica napus (rape)
Lineage: Eukaryota; Viridiplantae; Streptophyta; Magnoliopsida; Brassicales; Brassicaceae
Product: cinnamoyl-CoA reductase 1
Exons: 6
Coding region: 140-1111 (323 amino acids)
Molecular function (GO): oxidoreductase activity, acting on the CH-OH group of donors, NAD or NADP as acceptor
Source: RefSeq, a predicted model, not a curated record